AUCCAUCGACGCCCUUCUUCAACGCCGCGUAGCGCAAAACGGAGUCACCAUGUCAGACGUCAAUGAACUUUUGAUUCAACCCCUACAAAAGUUCUCCAAGGACUCGAUGCACCUCAUCAAAAAGUGCACAAAACCCGACCGAAAAGAGUUCAUGCAAGUGGCCAAGGCCACCACGGUCGGGUUCCUGGUCAUGGGUUUCAUUGGAUUCUUCGUCAAGCUCGUCCACAUCCCAAUCAACAACAUCUUGAUGGCAGGAUAACUUAACUAGGAUAGGACUUGUUCGGGAAUCGCUCGGCGGAAUGGUGAAUGCGAUGCAGCUUCGAGUCUGGGUGCGUGGUGAAAAACGCGUGAACGCCGAAUAUCAUGAUGAACGCCGGUAGCCUCGUGAACUCCCCGACUUAAAAAAGAGUCAGCCAAGCGAAUAGUCUGGUCACGUCAAAGUACUUGGCUUCAAGUACGGGUGAUGUCUGAUAGGAUCGGUGGCUGACCUCGAGAGGGAGGUUAUUCUAUGUAGGAUCGGAUCGAUGCUCCUCAGUAGAUGGGCACCGCAGGGCGCGCAAGACAUUUCGAGCGACGGAGAUACACGCGUUAACGGUACCGUAGGCCAACAAGUACCGUCGUGGUGUACCCGUGAGUUGCUGUAGGUAUGACGUGUGGUUGUUUUGUUGUGAGCGGCUGGUGCACGAUAACGGUGUUGUUUAACACGGGAGAAUGCUCAUCUAGUUCUAUGUGUCUGGACAGAGUGUCCCAACACCAUGAAGGGUCACGCCGUUUUUCCACUCGGUACUUGGGGUGCCCCCACGCAUGUCGCCUGGUUGUGGUUCACCCUCAAUGCUGACACCGCUGUCUGAAUCAGAAUCAGUGUCGAGUUCAAAGUGCCUCUGUCCAGUGCAAACACCCAACAAGGGUGCGUGGGGAUGAAAGCAGACGCUCCCCACUGCGUCAGUCUGAUUUUCGAGCGAACCGACAAGUGAUUGGCUUUCAGUGUCGUAGACGAGGGCCCGUCGCUCUGUAGAACCAGUUGCCAAGUACCGCCCGCUUGGAUCGACGUCAAACCCAAUUCGCUGGUUCGUGUCCACUUGACGUGGGAGGGUGUAAAUUGCCUGCGGGUGGGAUGCACAGCAUGGACAACAUGGCGAGGGAGCGUUGGGUUUCACCGCAUUUUUCCAACACAAGAGCGGGUUAAACCAAAGUACGCUAAAUGCAUUGGAUGGAUAGUCCAGUCAAAUUAUGCCUUCCGUUGUGAUUUAUCCACCGGCAAGGGCAUUUGCUCUUUAGUCUUUGCUGAAAUUCGUAGCAAGAAAGCCCUCAGUGUUUUGCGGCACAAACACACCAUGGUUGAGUUCAACUCUGAAGGUGAACGAGCGUGAGCAGG
This is a messenger RNA of Ectocarpus siliculosus, 1375 nucleotides long. NCBI's taxonomy places the organism in Eukaryota, Phaeophyceae, Ectocarpales, Ectocarpaceae. The record is from the annotation of a GenBank genome assembly.